AUGAUGAUGGAGAAAUCAAAAGGAUCUGAGACACCCAGAGCAGGUCUGGAAAAGAGCAAGAGAGAGAUCCUGAGGAAUACCAAGAAGGCAUGGACACCUUUGGAUGGGCAUCCACUUCCUGGCUCUGAGGAGGAAAGCACAAUGGCCACUGUGCACAUGCAAGAAAAUUCCAAACAGGAAAGUAUCCAGCAGUGGCUGGACUCUGGAUUCUUUGUCUCUGUAAAUGAAAACUUCCAGCAAGCCAUCAACCAUUCUGCUUCUUUGCAUGAACAAGGAAUGGUUCAAAUGACUGUGAAAGACUAUAUGAGAUCUCUGCACCAGUUUUCAGAGACACCUACCCUGUCCAGAGGGACUAGUUUCAACUCUUGCUAUUCCACCACAGGUGUACCACAAAGCAUUCCUGAAUGGCUGGAAUUUUGGGAAAAAGAUCCAGUGGAGAUUCUCUUGGAUCUAGGUUUUGGUGCUGAUGAGCCAGAUAUCUGCACACAAAUCCCAGACAGAUUCCUUGGUUGCAGCUCUGCAGCCAGAGGCAUCAACAUCCGUGUCUUCCUUGAAGCACAGAAGCAGAGGAUGGACUUGGAGAACCCUGACUUGUAUGGCCGGUUCCGACAGUUGGAAAUCCUGGAUCAUGUGACCAAUGCCUUCUCAUCCUUGCUGAAUGAUGUUACCACCACCCAGAGCCAAGAUGAAGAGAAAUAUGGAAGACAGGGUGUGCAAAGCACCACAUCACGUGGAGCUAAAGAGCAUCACAGAGGAAUGAGUCAACUUUUAAAGAGAACUUCAAGGCAGAACACCAGGGGGCAUGGUAACCCAGCACUGUCAGAAUCAUUCAAGAUGGAAGAUGAAAUUUCUAUGCUGCCAACCAAGCCGUGGGAGUAUAGACUGGAACCACAAGUGGCUUCCAUUAGCCAUUACAGAAGUCAAGCGCCUCCUUCAAGAGAGCAUGAUUCUGUCCAAGCCUGCAAUGACUUGUCCUCUUGUCUUACUUCACAAACUAUUCGGGAUAAGCAGUGGCCUUGCUCAUCCACACUGGCAAAACAGCAUCCCCAGACCAGUGUGUCUGAGGGGUCAGUUAGGAGGAAAACAUGGAAGGAGAAAUGGAUUCACCUGGACAAACUCAAGAACUUGUCUCACAUUGUGAGUAAAGGAACAGACUCCUUUGAAAUGGAAGAGGUCCAAAGCUUUGAAGAAGAAACUGGCAACCCUCUUAACCUGAUUUCAGGAACUGUAGGCACCCGAGUGGGCAGAACAAACAGCUGUCAGUCAGAUAGCAGUGGGUUUUUGGAGGAGCUGCCAGAGCCCCAUUCCCUCCAGGUGUCUUCCUUGCCAGGCAGCCACAGUCCCACUGAGUGUAGAGGUAGCAAACCAAGCAAUCAGAGUCAUAGCCCAGCACCAUGGCAAGACUGUCAGCAAGAGUCCAAUGGCUCUAAAUCCAAGAGCAUGGUGAGCUCAUCUUUGUCAAGCCAAGGUGGGAGUAUCUUGGAAGGAAAAGUCUCAGGACCUGUGGAGGAGGAAGAACUUCAACUUGAGAUCAUGAAGAGGUCACCAGAAAGACUCAACCCAGAUAUGACCCUCACCAAGACCAUGAUGGUGGGAGAAUACCCAGGGAGUGCUGUUGAAACUGUAGCCACUUCUACAUGUGAUAAUCCAAUGGGGAUCAUGGUGACUCAUGUCACAGAAAAGGAAGACAGGUCUCUGAGGCAUCAGGGUACCGGGAAAAUGCUGAUACAAAGGCAUCACUCUGAGUCACCAAGGUCGUCCGGGAUUGAUCAGCCUCCAGACAAUUUCUAUAAUGUGGACUCUGAGGUCCCAGGAACAGAGGACAGCAGCAAGGUCUGCCCUGACAUCAAGCAAAGCUCAGUGGUGCCAGAGAGGCUAGCGCAGCACAGAGGAGCCAUGCCCUAUAAAGGUGACCUUGUUCAUAGCUCUGAGAAGUCAAUUCCCCACCUUGAUAAGCCAACUGGAGAUGCUCCCACUGACUCAAGUGCUGCCAGCUCUUGGUCUGAGACAACCCAGAUGUCCUGCAAUCUGGUGUCAGCUGCUCACAGUGUUGCAGACUUAGGAACCAACUAUAAAGGAACAUCUUUAGAAUGCAGUCCACAUGACCCUGUUAAUACCACAGACCUGAGACUGCAGACAGAAACAAAGCAAGUCAAUGAUGUCGCUGUUCAAACUUGUGCAUAUGAAUGGGAGCCCAGGCCCUCACAUAAUAAGGCCUCAAUUCAUAGGCCCUGGCCCUUCACCAAAUCCAUCUCUUUGGACACAGGUUUUCCUAGCACCUCCCCAACAGACCUCAUACCUGCCCACUGUUGUGUCUGCUGUCAUAUCUGUCCCAACUGCCAGGGGAGGAGGCAAAGCCCUGGCCCAGAACCCUCUCUUUGCAGGCAUUGCCUGUACUCACAUACAGAGGAUCCUGAAGCCAGGUUCAUGAAGACAUUGAAAAUACUUCGGGACACUACUGUGAGGGACUUGUGUUCUUGCACAGUCUAUGAAAUGGAAACCAUGAAGAUGGUGUGCCAGACUUUCCAGGAGCACUUAGAGGAAAUUGAACAGCACUUCAUGGGACAGCAGGCACUCUUUCCCAGGGACAUGUCAGAAGAGGAAAGGGAAGAGGCUGAGGACCUAAGAAGUUUACGAGAGGCCCUGAGGCAGCAGGUGGCAGAGCUGGCCUUUCAGUUAGGAGACCGAGCCAGGCAAAUCAAAGAAGGGAUCCUACUGCAGCUAGACCAUCUCUCAGAGGAGCUUCCUGAACAUUGUGCAAAUCUGCAACCGUGCAACUGGACAGAUGAAAAGCAUGGCCAGAGUUCAUGGGUUCAAACCCACACUGUGGCCCCUGAGUCUGUCCUUCCUGCCAGUAGUGAGAAGCAGACACCCUGCCUGAGGUUGCCUCAGCUGGUUGCCAUUGGUCACUCUGACCUUGAGACCAGAGGUGGGAUGGUUCUACAGUCACCAGCCAUGACAGAAUCAAGUCCAGGUCCUUCAUCAAGUAGUGCUGGAGAGUAA
Molecule: messenger RNA, 3003 nt
Organism: Cricetulus griseus (Chinese hamster)
Lineage: Eukaryota; Metazoa; Chordata; Mammalia; Rodentia; Cricetidae
Source: RefSeq, a predicted model, not a curated record